AUGGCAAAAAAAACUCCUACGACAAAAUGGAAAAAGGCAGUAAUUGUAGAAUGGCUGGUGUCUAAAGGUGAAGAAAUCGACCCUUCACAACUUAUCAAAAAUGAUCUCCUAGAAAUCAUCCAACGUUUAAAACCAAGAUACAGUGCAUACAUAAUUGACGAGAUAGCCAAAGAUUCCGAAAAGACGGUUUUGAGACUGCCCCCAUACCAUUGUGAGCUAAAUCCCAUCGAAUUGACCAUCGACGUCAAACAUCUGCUUCAUCAAGCCAUUGACAGAGUAAAACCAGAAGAUUGGCAGUCUUUCAUAAGACACGUGAAGGACGAGGAACAGAAGUUUUGGGAUGUUGACUUCAUUUGCGACGAGAUGAUAGAUAAACUCCUGCCCGAUCCGCGUCAUAUUUUAUCAAUUGGUGAAUCGACUGACUCAUCUGGUGACGAAGACGAUUCAUUUGAUUGA
Sipha flava (yellow sugarcane aphid) is the source of this 456-nucleotide messenger RNA. RefSeq lists its product as uncharacterized. The transcript is spliced from 4 exons. Gene Ontology annotation, molecular function: nucleic acid binding. The record is from RefSeq and is a predicted model, not a curated record. Bases 1 to 456 code for a protein of 151 amino acids. Lineage: Eukaryota; Metazoa; Arthropoda; Insecta; Hemiptera; Aphididae.